Molecule: messenger RNA, 2687 nt
Organism: Drosophila busckii
Lineage: Eukaryota; Metazoa; Arthropoda; Insecta; Diptera; Drosophilidae
Product: WD repeat-containing protein 48 homolog
Exons: 9
Coding region: 194-2242 (682 amino acids)
Biological process (GO): double-strand break repair via homologous recombination; protein deubiquitination
Molecular function (GO): ubiquitin binding
Source: RefSeq, a predicted model, not a curated record
UGUAAUACCCACCUUGCGUGCACUAUCAUCCACGCGGUGAUUAAAAUCCAAAAGAAAUAAAUUUUAGCAAUUAGUAAAGUAAUAAAUAAAUUAAUGCGCGUGCUUGAUGUGCUGCAGGAGCAGGAGAUAUCCACCACGUGAAGACAGCAAAACACUCGAAAGUACGACAGCUGCAGCUCGGGCCGUUUAAGACAUGUUGACGCACAAAACUUGUCAGGCACGAAAAAAAAUGCAGGUUUCCUUUGUGAUACGAGACGCAGAAGAGAAACAGCAUCGGAAUGGCGUUAACGCACUGCAAUUGGACGCCAACAACGGCAAGUUGUACUCUGCAGGCCGUGAUGCCAUUAUUCGUGUAUGGAAUACACGCACAGAUUCCAGUGACAAGUACAUUCAGUCAAUGGAGCAUCACAACGAUUGGGUCAACGACAUAGUGCUCUGCUGUAACGGCAGAAAUUUAAUCAGCGCUAGCUGUGAUACCACUGUAAAAGUGUGGAACGCACACAAAGGAUUUUGUAUGUCAACGCUUCGCACGCAUCGGGAUUACGUGCAGGCACUGGCGUAUGCAAAGGAUCGGGAACAAGUCGCCAGCGCCGGUUUGGACAAAGCAAUAUUCCUGUGGGAUGUUAACACGCUUACUGCGCUAACUGCCAGCAACAACACCGUUACAACUUCUAGUCUGACAGGCUCAAAAGACUCCAUCUACAGCCUGGCCAUGAAUCCCUCCGGCACAGUCAUUGUUAGCGGCUCAACAGAGAAUAUUUUACGCAUUUGGGAUCCGCGCACUUGCAUGCGCAGCAUGAAACUGCGAGGACACACAGAGAAUGUGCGCUGCUUGGUUGUAUCGCCCGAUGGCAACCAGGUAGUCUCCGGCAGCUCGGACGGCACCAUCAAGGUUUGGAAUUUGGGCCAACAACGUUGCAUUCAGACCAUUCACGUUCAUAAAGAAGGAGUUUGGUCAUUGCUUAUGAGCGAAAACUUUCAGUAUAUUAUAUCGGGCAGCAGAGAUCGUAAUAUAAUAGUAACUGAAAUGCGUAAUCCCAGCAACAAGAUGCUUGUCUGUGAAGAGAAAGCGCCUGUACUAAGUUUGGGCUAUAACAUAGACAAGACCGGAGUGUGGGCAACUACCUGGAACUCGGACAUACGUUGCUGGAAGCUGCCGAUGUAUGACAGAUGUACGCUUAACUCAGGCGGCAUGGAUGCCCAAUGGAGUAUGGGUGGCACUGAACUAGCAUGUAUUAAAGGCGGCGCUGCCAUCAAGGAAUGCACUGUGCUUAACGACAAGCGCUAUAUAAUAACUAAGGACUCGCAGGACCAAGUGGUGGUUUAUGAUGUGCUGCGUGUGGUCAAAAAAGAGGAACUAGGCGCUUUGGACUACGAGGAGGAGGUUAAAAAGCGCAAUAAACAAGUCUACAUUCCAAACUGGUUUACGGUUGAUUUAAAAACCGGCAUGCCAACAAUAGUCUUAGGCCAGGAGGAGGUGGAUUGUUUUGCUGCCUGGGUGUCCAUAGAGGCAGGUCUGCCAGAAUGCGAUGAACCAACGACGGAAAUAAAGAUAAACUAUGGCAAAUUGCUGCUGGAGGCGCUGCUUGAGUACUGGACACCACCACAUAGCAUACCGCCAAAUGAAAUGGAGCCAGACCAGCGUGGCAAUGGCUACUUCCAAGUGCCCAAGCAUACACCUGUUAUAUUUAGUGAGGUGGGCGGUCGCACAGUCUGUCGCCUGCUGGUGCGUGAUGCUGCGGGAGAUAGCGAGAGUACGUUGCUGCAUGAAACGGCGCCACCAUGGGUGACGGAUGUUGUGAUUGAACGGAAUAUACCUAAAUUCCUCAAAAUACCCUUCUUCCUGCAGCCACACCCACAAAUGACCAAACCAGAGCGUACUAAAAAGGAUCGUCUGGUGGCCAACGAGUUCAUACAAUGUCGGAAGGUGUGCGAACAUGUUUUGGAGAAGGUGCUCAAUGCGGAGACUACGCCCAGUGGCGGUGGCAGCAAUGCUGUUAAUAACUCACUACAAAAUAGUCAAAGUGAUGCCAAUUCGGAGGGAUCUCAGCUGCCAGCAGAGGAGCGCAUUGAGCUAUGGUGCAAUGAUGUGGUUGUUGAUCCAAAUAUGGAUCUGCGCACAGUGCGUCAUUUUAUAUGGAAGCAAUCGACUGACUUAACAUUUCAAUAUAAAACCAAGCAAAACUUUAAUUUUGAUGGUUCGAUCGGCGAUAGCUUGGAGCGUGUGACUCGCAAGUAUUGAGCGCUUCAAAUCUCAAAGAGAACGGAAGAGAUACCAGAGUAUUGUGCUUUACCUAUGGCGUUGCUUAACCACAGACGCAUGUGAUUUUAUGUUACAAGUUCAUUCAAUUAAUUGUUUGUUUGUACACAAGUUCAAUGCAUGUGCAUUAUUUUGUUUUUGUUUAGCAAAUUAACAGUUGAAACAAAAAACGAAUCUUUUCACAAUAUUGUAAAAUUUGCAACAGUGCAUAACAAGUGCGUAUAUUUGUAACCAUUCUUAUAUUUACAUAAAGCUACAUAGACAUUUAUAAACAUAUAAGUAUAAAGAAAUUUCAGAUCUUCUUCAGUUUUCUUUUUUUGGAAAUGCAAGUUGAGAAUGGCGGCUCGUAUAUAAUACAAAAAAUUGUGUGUCUGUCAAGAUUUUAGGCGCCUAGGCGAUUUUUAGUUAUUUACUUAGAUUCGUAUAC